Sorex fumeus (smoky shrew) is the source of this 933-nucleotide messenger RNA. Its product is annotated as olfactory receptor 143-like. NCBI's taxonomy places the organism in Eukaryota, Metazoa, Chordata, Mammalia, Eulipotyphla, Soricidae. Gene Ontology annotation, molecular function: odorant binding; G protein-coupled receptor activity; olfactory receptor activity. The transcript has a single exon. The coding region runs from base 10 to 933 and encodes 307 amino acids. Gene Ontology annotation, cellular component: membrane. Gene Ontology annotation, biological process: G protein-coupled receptor signaling pathway; sensory perception of smell. The record is from RefSeq and is a predicted model, not a curated record.
AGAACAGCAAUGGCAAACGGCUCGGCAGUAACCGAGUUCAUUCUGGCGGGCCUGACAGAUCAGCCCCAGCUCCAGCUGCCCUUCUUCUUCCUCUUCUUACUGAACUACCUGGUCACCGCAGUUGGAAAUUUCAGCCUCAUUAACCUGAUAGGCCUGAAUCCGCACCUCCACACCCCCAUGUACUUUUUCAUCUUCAACCUAUCCUUCAUAGACCUCUGCCACUCUCUGAUCAUCACCCCGAAAAUGCUGAUGAGCUUUGUGGCCAAGAACAUCAUCUCCUUCGCCGGGUGCAUGGCUCAGCUAUUUUUUUUCUGCUUCUUCGUCCACACCGAGUGCUACGUGUUGACGGCCAUGGCCUAUGACCGCUACAUGGCCAUCUGUAGGCCCCUCACGUACACCACCACCAUGUCCCCACAGGUCUGCUCUCUGCUCAUGCUUGGCUCCUAUAUGCUGGGGUUCGCCGGAGCCAUGGUCCACACAGGGGGUAUGCUCCGACUGUCCUUCUGUGAUUUGAACGUCAUCAACCAUUACAUGUGUGACAUAUUCCCCCUCCUCCAGCUCUCCUGCAGCAGCACCCACGUCAACGAGCUGGUGGACUCCGUCCUCGUGAGCACCGUUGUAAUCGUGUCCAGCGUCAUCAUUUUCAUCUCUUAUGCUCUGAUCCUCUCCAAUAUCCUUCACAUGUCCUCCUCCCAGGGCCUGUCCAAGGCCUUCAGUACCUGCGGCUCCCACAUAGCCACCGUUGCGCUCUUCUACGGGUCCGGGAUGUUCACACAUCUCAAGACUUCCUCAAACGGUUCCAUGAGCCAGGGCAGGUUCUUCUCGGUGUUUUAUACUAACGUGGUGCCCAUGCUGAAUCCUCUCAUCUACAGUCUAAGAAACAAGGACGUCAAGCUUGCUUUGAAGAAAACCCUGGCGAAAAUUGCAAGCUAA